Mustela erminea (ermine) is the source of this 905-nucleotide messenger RNA. Its product is annotated as immunoglobulin lambda-1 light chain-like. The transcript has 4 exons. Gene Ontology annotation, biological process: peptide antigen assembly with MHC class II protein complex; positive regulation of T cell activation; immunoglobulin production involved in immunoglobulin-mediated immune response. Gene Ontology annotation, cellular component: MHC class II protein complex. Gene Ontology annotation, molecular function: MHC class II protein complex binding. Bases 58 to 765 code for a protein of 235 amino acids. Lineage: Eukaryota; Metazoa; Chordata; Mammalia; Carnivora; Mustelidae. The record is from RefSeq and is a predicted model, not a curated record.
ACAUCCCAGGGACCAGCACCAGCUGUAAGGCCACGGGACCUUUGGGAAGUCCACACCAUGACCUGGACUCCACUCUUCCUCCUCCCCCUCCUCACCUACUGCCCAGGGACCAGUUCUGAGGCUGUGGUGACCCAGGAGCCCUCAAUGACUGUGUCCCCGGGAGAGACAGUCACUCUCACCUGUGCCUCCAGCUAUGGCGCAGUCAUCGAUAAACAUUAUCCAUGUUGGUUCCAGCAGAAGCCUGGCCAAUCCCCUAGGACAUUGAUUUAUGAUACACACAAUAAACCUUCCUGGACCCCUGCCCGAUUCUCAGGCUCCCUCCUUGGGGGCAAAGCUGUCCUGACCCUCACAGGGGCCCAGCCUGAGGAUGAGGCUGAGUACUACUGCUUCCUACAAUAUGGUGAUGGGAGUGUGUUCGGCGGCGGGACCCAGCUGACCGUCCUCGGUCAGCCCACAUCGGCACCCUCGGUCACGCUCUUCCCGCCCUCCUCUGAGGAACUCGCCGCCAGCAAGGCCACCCUGGUGUGCCUCAUCAGUGACUUCUACCCCAGGGGCGUGACGGUGGCCUGGAAGGCAGACGGCAGCCCCGUCACCCAGGGCGUGGAGACCACCAAGCCCUCCAGACAGAGCAACAACAAGUACGCGGCCAGCAGCUACCUGAGCCUGUCGCCUGACAAGUGGCAAUCUCACAGCAGCUUCAGCUGCCUGGUCACGCACGAGGGCAAAACCGUGGAGAAGAAGGUGGUCCCCUCACAGUGCUCUUAGGUCCCCGACACCCUCCCCCACCCAGCGGGGCCUGGAGCCACAGGACCUCCAGGACGAUCUUCCCUCCCCCCAGGGUCAUCCCAGCCCCUCUCCCUGCACCCCGUCAACACUCAAUAAAGUGUCCUUUAUUCAAUCAGAAA